UAAGGCUGGCCCAGUGCUCCUCCCACAAACACACUUUCCUGUGGUGCUCAGAAGGUCUCCUUUCUCUGUGUCUGGAAACCUGCAAACUUCAACGGAGGAAUCCCUUUCUCAAGUUUCCAACUUUUGUUUGAGCUAUUGCCUUAUUUUCUCGUUGGGGAAUCAUAAAUGGCUUCAAUCUUUGGAAACUUCCCCGUGGUUCUUCUUGUUAGCAGAGCACAGACACAGACCCUUCACGGAAGGACUGGAGCUGCCGCAUUUCCUACAGUUUCUGGCCUUCAAGUUCAAGAUAGACCGAACCGUGUUGCUGUUGUUGUGAAGGCCAUGGGAGAAGGCUCUGAAUCUUCAACCUCCCUGAGCAUUGUUAAAUCUGUACAGAAUGUUUGGGAUAAACCUGAGGAUCGACUGGGUCUUAUCGGACUGGGGUUCGCCGGUGUUGUAGCUCUUUGGGCAUCAUUAAACCUGAUCACGGCCAUCGACAAGCUGCCCCUUAUCCCGAGCACACUGGAAUUUAUAGGAAUACUCUUUUCUGCAUGGUUUACAUAUCGCUACCUCUUGUUCAAACCCACUCGGGAAGAGCUCUUCCAAAUCAUCAACAAGUCUAUCUCAAAUGUCUUGGACCAGUGAGGUUAACAACCUGCUUGACGGAGAUUCGGAGUUUUUGAACUGUUAUUUCAAUUAGCGUCGUCUAUUGUAUGAGAUUAACAUAGUGUUUGGUAAUGGUGUUGAGUUUGAUUUAUAAUGAUUUAGUUUGAUUUGCGUAGA
Molecule: messenger RNA, 762 nt
Organism: Punica granatum (pomegranate)
Lineage: Eukaryota; Viridiplantae; Streptophyta; Magnoliopsida; Myrtales; Lythraceae
Source: RefSeq, a predicted model, not a curated record